Trichoplax adhaerens is the source of this 153-nucleotide messenger RNA. RefSeq lists its product as uncharacterized. The annotation marks the transcript as partial. NCBI's taxonomy places the organism in Eukaryota, Metazoa, Placozoa, Uniplacotomia, Trichoplacea, Trichoplacidae. The transcript has a single exon. The record is from RefSeq and is a predicted model, not a curated record.
CUUAGUCGUGGUGAUGCGGAGAAACUAUUGCAAAAAAAUGGUCAAUUUCUAAUUCGACAAAGUGUAAACAACCCUAUGCAAUUUGUAUUAAGCGGCAUGAUCGAUAACGUACCACAUCACGUUCUUGUUACUAAUGAGCAAGGCAUAGUAAGU